AUGAAUGAAGAAAUUCUGAGAAGGAAUAAAACACCUACCUCUGACCUAAGCAAGUUGAUAGUAGACAAUGAUGGCUUUACACAGAAUUUUGACAAUAUCAAUGUUCGAAAAGUCAUACUUGAUGAUUUGAACCCCGCAGAUGGGGGGCCGAGAACGGCCGUAUAUCUUGGGCUCGAUGACCUUAGCGGCGUCGGCCGCCUCCUCUUUGGGAACGGUGUCCUCUCGGACAAGAUGGAGGGGGGAGGACAGGGUCACGAUAAGGCGGUGCCCGAUGGCGUCGCGCGUGCGUUCGCUCAGGGGACAGAAGCUAAAGGAGAUGUUGGAGAGCUUCUCAACGACGGCGACGGUGGUGUUGUCGGACUGAGGCGGCGGUAA
Molecule: messenger RNA, 375 nt
Organism: Striga asiatica
Lineage: Eukaryota; Viridiplantae; Streptophyta; Magnoliopsida; Lamiales; Orobanchaceae
Source: the annotation of a GenBank genome assembly